AUGCAUGCCUCCAGUGGCCUGAUAUCGAUGCUACAAAUAAUCCCAAGCUUUCUUGGCAGUGUCCAUGCGGCGAAGUUGAAUCUGAAUGGACUUGGAAGAGGUAUUCCGAAUCCAAGUAAGAAUAAUGUGGUUCUUACUAUCCCACUCAUUCAAGGCAGUCCGAUAGUCUGUGAGAUCUUUAUUGUUGAGGGGCACCGUAGAAGUGACAACAGGAGCAACCGGUGCAGAAAAAUCGCCAAAAUCCUAGAAGCCAGUUUGAAAUUCUUCUCUUGGAUUGCCCAAAUCGUUUCGUUCGUCAAUAGGUCUAGGUCAGGAGGCAAAGGUGAUUUGGAUCUAAGGUACAAGUGUCCACGGUACAAGUGUCCACGGUGCAAGUGUGGGGUAGUAGCAGCAAUUCGGGUUGUCAGACCUUCGAAAGAGACAAAAGGUAAAUUAUUUUGUAAUUGUCGAAUGGUGGCGUGCAAGUUUUUCCGUUGGUUGGAUCCUUUGAACAACACUUAUGGCGAGUGGAAUGAACAUGUUAACAAUAUGAACGACUCUGAAGUUAAUUCGCCAUCCAUCGACAUUCAAGUGCUGAAUGAAGUUAAGGUUCACAACAAAUAAUUGAUUGCAAAGAUGAAGAAAUUCAAUCAACGAUUUAGGAUGUUCGAGUUUGUAGUGUUUGGAGUAGUUGUACUUGCAAUUGUAAAAAUAAUUUUCAUGUAGGCGUAUCGCGUACUAUAGUAGAGGGAAAUGGUUAAAUGUAUUUGAAAUUAUAACUUGCUAAUUUUAUUUUGCAUUGGUGUAUUUAUACAUCAGCAUGUUAAAGUUAUUGCCUUAAUGCCCUGGGAUGUGUAAUAGCCUUCUGUUUUCUAA
Molecule: messenger RNA, 855 nt
Organism: Andrographis paniculata
Lineage: Eukaryota; Viridiplantae; Streptophyta; Magnoliopsida; Lamiales; Acanthaceae
Exons: 3
Coding region: 1-603 (200 amino acids)
Molecular function (GO): zinc ion binding
Source: RefSeq, a predicted model, not a curated record